Molecule: messenger RNA, 957 nt
Organism: Scheffersomyces amazonensis
Lineage: Eukaryota; Fungi; Ascomycota; Pichiomycetes; Serinales; Debaryomycetaceae
Product: putative amidotransferase
Exons: 1
Coding region: 94-957 (287 amino acids)
Cellular component (GO): nucleus; cytosol
Source: RefSeq, a predicted model, not a curated record
UAAUCUCUCACUUUACUUACCCCCACCCCCACCCCCUCCUUUAGAUAAAUUGAUUAAUACAUCCAUUACUACUUAUUACUUAUUAGAUAUUACAUGACUAUUGAUCAUAACGUUGACCAUAUCGCCAUCUUGGUGUGUGAUACUCCUAUUGAAGGAAUCAGUUCUAAGUAUGGAGAUUUUGGAGAUAAUGUAAAGGAUUUAUUAACGGCAAUUAAUGAUUAUCCUUUACCAUAUAUAACUCAACGUUAUGAUAUAGCAACAAGUGAUAUUAAUCCAAGUCAAGAAAUAAUUAAUGAAUUAAAAUCUACUUAUGAUCGCUUACGUGCAGGAAUCGUGUUUGGAUAUAUUAAAGGAAUUAUAUUAACAGGAUCAAGAGCUGAUUGUUUUGCAAAUGAUAUAUUAUGGAUUAAUUUACUUGAUACAUUUAUUCAACAAGUAUUAAAUAAUCUUUGUAAUUUCCCUAUUGUAGGGAUUUGUUUUGGACAUCAAAUUUUAGCCAAAAAUUUAGGUGCAAAAGUUGGAAGAAAUGGUGAUAUUGGUUGGGAAUUAGGUAUAACAACAGUAGAAAUAAAUUCUGAUAUUUAUAAUAUACCUAAUUCACCAUUUGUAGGACCAUUAAAUAAAGAAAUUGGUCAUAUAAAUAUUGUAGAAUCUCAUCAAGAUAUAGUACAUAAUGUACCUAUAACUCAAACAACUAGAUUUAUAACUUUAGGUUCAACAUCUAAAUGUACUGUUCAAGGUUUAUUAACAGCUGAUGGACCACUUAAAUUAUUAACUUUUCAAGGUCAUCCUGAAUUUACAACUCCUCUUGCUCUUGAUUUACUUAUUUCUGAUAGAAAUAACGGGAUAAUUACUGAUUAUGAAUUAGAUAAGUAUACUUAUAAUACUAACAAUUUAAAUAAUCAAGGACAAUUAUUGGCUAAAGUCAUUAAUAAUUUCUUAACUAUACAUAAGUAA